Loa loa (African eye worm) is the source of this 269-nucleotide messenger RNA. RefSeq lists its product as hypothetical. The annotation marks the transcript as partial. The transcript has 2 exons. Lineage: Eukaryota; Metazoa; Nematoda; Chromadorea; Rhabditida; Onchocercidae. The record is from RefSeq and is a predicted model, not a curated record.
CAGCAUUAAAUGUACAUAGUGAUGAUCCAUUACUUCAUGUUUAUAGUUCGACACAAGAAAAGUUAGAAGCAAUUACGGAACAGUACAAUAAAGCUAAAUUAAAAAUACAAUCGCUGGAAAAUGAUAUUGAAGAUUUACAUGGUGAAUUUGAACUUGAUAGGCUUGAUUAUUUGGAAACGAUCAGAAAGCAGGAUCAACAGGUUAAGCUAUUGCAACAAAUUUUGGAUAAGGUAUUAAUUAUAUUAAAAUCUUUAAAUGAUAACUUUUAA